This is a messenger RNA of Microcebus murinus (gray mouse lemur), 3164 nucleotides long. RefSeq names its product cofilin 2 (gene CFL2). Gene Ontology annotation, molecular function: actin binding. The record is from RefSeq and is a predicted model, not a curated record. NCBI's taxonomy places the organism in Eukaryota, Metazoa, Chordata, Mammalia, Primates, Cheirogaleidae. Gene Ontology annotation, cellular component: actin cytoskeleton. Gene Ontology annotation, biological process: actin filament depolymerization.
CCGGGGUCAGGCCGAGGACGCGGGCUGGCGGGGGGACGGGGCCGGGGCCGGGGCUGGGCCCGGCCGGGAGCGGGGCGGCGCCCGGGGGGACCGGGCGUGCCCACGUGACCGCCCCGCCCGCCGCCUGCGGCCGCCGCGCCCCGCCGCCUCGCUCGGGCUGCAGCUGCCGGCGUGCCCCGCACUAGCCGCUGCUCGCCCCUCCCUCUCCUCCCUCUCCUCCUCCCAGUGCCACAGAGCCGGAGCUCGAGUCGCCGCCGCAGCCACCGCCGCGGACACUAUGGCUUCUGGAGUUACAGUGAAUGAUGAAGUCAUCAAAGUUUUUAAUGAUAUGAAAGUAAGGAAAUCUUCUACACAAGAGGAGAUCAAAAAAAGAAAGAAGGCAGUUCUCUUCUGUUUAAGCGAUGACAAAAGACAAAUAAUUGUAGAGGAAGCAAAGCAGAUCUUGGUGGGUGACAUUGGUGAUACUGUAGAGGACCCCUACACAUCUUUUGUGAAGUUGCUACCUCUGAAUGAUUGCCGAUAUGCUUUGUACGAUGCCACAUACGAAACAAAAGAGUCUAAGAAAGAAGACCUAGUAUUUAUAUUCUGGGCUCCUGAAAGUGCGCCUUUAAAAAGCAAGAUGAUUUAUGCUAGCUCUAAAGAUGCCAUUAAAAAGAAAUUUACAGGUAUUAAACAUGAGUGGCAAGUAAAUGGCUUGGAUGAUAUUAAGGACCGUUCGACACUUGGAGAGAAAUUGGGAGGCAAUGUAGUAGUUUCACUUGAAGGAAAGCCAUUAUAAAAUGACAGUCAAGUGCCAUCUGGAUCUUAAGGAGCUUCCAUUUCUCCAGCUCAGUCCUCGGAAUAGUAUUAGGUUUUGUGGGUUUUUUUGUUUUGUUUUAUUCCCCUUUCCACUGGGCCCUUCCAACACAAUGAAUGAAGGAGAUACCAUUCAUUUAAGCAGCCUAUCAGUGAUUGCCAUUAGACUGUUUAAUACUGUUACUUUUAUGUAGAGCCUAAGGAAUGCCUUCUUGUUAUAUUUUAGCCAAAACCCCUACAGCAAGCACUACAAUGAAUGUGUUUGUCAAUGUGAAUAGCUUAGAAUACUGCAAAGGGUAAGCUAAUUGAAUGCCUUGAAAGUAUUAUCCACUGGUCAGAUGGUAAACUUUUUUCAGUAUUAUUUAAAGUUCCACUUGAUUGCAGUCUGAGGCUCGAGCAUUGAUACACCUCACCUGCCUUGGCAAGGCUAUAUUUGUGACAUGGCAGCACGGAUAUAACACUAUGCAUUAAAAGCACUUUUUUGUAACAAGUUUAAUCUUCCAAAAGGAAUGCCAAUUAAGUUUCGUUAACUGUGUCAUCAAUUUAUCCUAGUACCUCAGUGUUCAUUCCUGUUACCUGCAUAUCUUAAAAGAAAUAGCUGUUAUUAAUGCCUUUUUGUUUUCUGUUGUGUGUACACUACUGAGUAAGUAUAGGAGUUUUAUGUUUACCAUGUGAAUCCUGCAACACUAAAGAUACUUUGAAUAUCAGUCAUGAUGGCAAUUUCUGUAUAAAAGCGCCUUAAAUGGAACAUUGUUUUGAGAUCAGACUCCCCACCCUCACAAAAAUGGCCACGUUGCAAUAAAAAUUGUGGCAUAUUAUAGAAUGUUGCCUUGUUUUCCUUGGAAAUUUUGCAAAUGUUAUGUGAAACCACUUCUAGGGUAAACAGCUAUUAUUAAUCUCUGCACUGGUAAUUUGUGAAUUUUUUGUACAACAUUCAUGCAUGAUAUUUUCCAUAUUUGUUGGAUUUGUUUGCUUUUGAAAAAUAUUCUAUUCUAAAGCCAACAUAAAAUACCAUUGUUAAAGGGUGAUACUUUUAUAAACAUUAGUUUAUUUAUUUCCUUAUGUGUUAAUACAGAAAUCAGAAAUUAUUUUUUGCACUUUGACAUACUCUUUAGUAUCUGAUUUGUUCUCUGGAUAAAUUAGCAUAGUUAUUUUUUUAUUCACGUUUACAUUUCUAAGUAGUUGUGUAGUAGAAGCAGGAAGCUCUCAACUGCUUAUUUGGUCAUAAGGAAAAUAAUUUAUAAAAUGUCCUUCAAAAGUUUAAUGAUACUUCUGAUGUUUAAGAAUGUUCAUUUCAGCUAAUAUUUCUUAAUAUAUUUUGCAAAUUGAAUUGGAAUAAGGAAUUGAUAUAGCAGUCUUAAACUUUAGUAGUAGGAUUUGGCUGUGGUCCAGACUGCUCUCCUUAUAGAGAAUUUGAUCUGCUCAGUGUGAGCGGUUUGCUGUUAGCCAGAGCUAUUUAUGGCAAACACAUGCUUUUGUAUCUUGUCAUAGUUAUCCACAAAUGGCAAAACUGGACUUGAUUCUACUGGUAUGCAAAACAGGCAUGCUGUAAGCAGUCAGUCGUGGCUCAGAACUUAACCCCAUAGCUCUGAAGAAUGCUUUUAUCAGAAAACAGGAAAUGAAAAUAUCCCUUUAAAAAAAUUUUUUUAAUAUGUGGAAGUAAUUUGAGUUUGAUUAGAUUUUUUUCCAUAUUUUUCAGAGAUUUUUCAGAUGAGAACAUUAAAAAUAGGACUUAAAUGUCUAGGCUUCCAUUUAAAAUUAUAUGAAUGGUUUGGGAUCCUUUUGUACUGAGCAAUUUUAUUUCAGGCUUACAGCUGUCCCCGUGAGUUAUUCUGGACAUUUCAAUGACUUUUUGGUAAGGCCAAACUCUAAUAAGCAAAGAGAAUACUGAUAUAUACUAAACCAUAUAUGCAAAUGAUAUUUGCACCAUGACAUUUUUUUUGUUAUUUUCUGAUUCUUUUAAAAAAAAUACGGGACUAUAAAUCAGUUAUAUAGUAGCUUUUGUUUUUAUAGCUGAUUCCUCAACUUCCUCAUAUGCCUCUUUAUAUAAUAUCAGAGAUUAAAUACUGCUUUAAACUAUGAUACUUUGAUUUGUUAGAUUGACAAAACUGACAUUAUUAUAGUUAAGUUCAUCUUUGAAGUACAUCUUUGUGCAUAGAGCCAAAAAAAAGAUAAAAUUAAUAAUGGUUCAUGUGUUGUUUGAGACUAAUUUGGCAUUUGAAAUUAUCAUUUUAUUUUACAAUCAUUUACAAUGAAACAAUGUUCCAGUUAGCUUUAAAGGUGUACGGUGCUAAUUAGUAAAAUAUUGAGGGCAAUAUUUUACUGCUAGCUUGCAAAAUUAUAAGUUUAAAAAAUAAAAUAUGAAAAUA